AUGUGGCGCCGCGUCUCCGAGUCGCCGCGCAAGCUCCUGUUCGACGUCCAGGCGCUCCUCGAGUCGCGCCUCCACGAUCCGGCGCGGACCGCGUCCCUCGGCGCGACCGUCAAGGCGCUCAGCGGCUGGAAGCUGGCGCUGGACGUGUCGCGCUGGUCCCGAGCGGUCGCCGAGGACAUCGCAGCGAAGCGCGACAACGUGUUUGAAGAAGAUGAUUACUAUUUCCGGUUUGGAGGCGUGAAAGAGAGCGUCUGCUUCCCGUUCGAGUACGACGGCCCCGCCUUCGCGGGCCGGUGCGAGUGCUGCUGCCCACCGUCGCUCCGAAGCCCCGUCUUCCGGAAAAUCCCCGUCACGCCGAAGCCCAACGACGUGCACGCCGCUGCCUGGUACCGGGAUUACUAG
Pelagomonas calceolata is the source of this 402-nucleotide messenger RNA. The record is from the annotation of a GenBank genome assembly. NCBI's taxonomy places the organism in Eukaryota, Pelagophyceae, Pelagomonadales, Pelagomonadaceae.